Molecule: messenger RNA, 1102 nt
Organism: Saccostrea echinata
Lineage: Eukaryota; Metazoa; Mollusca; Bivalvia; Ostreida; Ostreidae
Exons: 1
Coding region: 1-1092 (363 amino acids)
Source: RefSeq, a predicted model, not a curated record
AUGAUCAGAGACAGACACACGCUGUACAUCGCCAUUUUGUCUGUGUUAGUGGGAUUCAUCCUGGGAUUUUUGUACACUUCUUCUUUUGUUGGAUUCAGGACGACAAACAAAGCGCCAUUAUCACAGAACGUAGUUGUUAACCGGCAGAGUUUCGAACAGAAUGUGAAAUUACAAGUAAACACCAAAGAAAAAACAGAUUUGAAAACCCCGAACAACGAUCCCGAUCACAAAAUAAGCAAGAUUCCAGAUCCCACAGGUACAGGUUCAUUACUGUUAACUAAGCCUGAAUUCUGGGGAACUGUUAUUUCUCGAAGUGACUCGGGCUGGCAAAAAGUGGAAAAGUUCUGUGAUCCAUCGGCGAAAUUCGUUCGAACCCAACUACGUGGACCACAACAAACUCCUAUCCAUGUGUAUACGCCACAGGAAGACCAAUGGGUCUCCGGAAAUAUUAUUCGCCAAGGAAUGUGGGAAGGAAAUCUUGUCAGAAAAAUUCAUGAUAUACUGAAAAACGAACCGGAAGUAGUUUUUCUGGAUAUUGGUGCCAACGUGGGAGUUUUUUCUCUGACUGUUGCCAAACUUGGUCGGUAUGUCAUAGCUGUGGAUGCUCUAGAUGGAAAUGUUGCUCGUCUGUGUCGUUCCGUCCAGGAUGGAAAUUUAGGCAGUCACAUGACUAUAAUUCACAAUGCAUUGUCCUAUCAACGAGAAAAAGUAUCUCUUGGAACUCAUAAGAAGAACGUUGGAGGAACGUACGUGAAAAAACUAGAAAAAAUGGGACUUGAUAAAGUAGGGCAAAACUCAUUAGUAGUUGACGCAAUUCUUUUGGACGAUCUGUUAGAAAUAUUCAAUAUUAAAAGGGCAGUCAUUAAAAUGGAUGUUGAGACUUUUGAAGCCAAUGUCUUAAAAGGAGCUGAAAAGUUCUUUAAAGCUGUUCAGGUGGAGUAUCUGCUAAUGGAAUUUGUGUCUCACAGAGGAAAGGAUAGUGGGGAUUUUAUAGUGGACUUUCUGAAAAAUCAUAGUUUAGUUUCUGAAUAUUCUAAUAAGAACCAUGCUACGUGGUCCGGCGAAGUCAUGUUUAAAAGAGUAACAUCAUGAUGAUACAUGA